AGUCAUGUCAUGUCAGAAAAAGCAUUUAGAAAGUCACUCUUUCUCUUUCUCUUUCUAUAAACAAACUUCAUCUUUCUUUUCUUCCUCUAACCUCUCAUCUCACUCUCUCCUUUUCCCUUUCCAAAUUCUCCUUCUUCCAUUGCAUUCUACUGGAAGGAACCACGCUCUCCUCUUCCUCUGCAUGCUCUCUCACUGUUUCUGCUGUUAAAUUAGUGUAACAACUUGUUACUAACACCAGGGUGGUUAUUUGGGUUAUCUUUGACUGUGGAUAGUGUUAUCAUUAUCAAUCAACUGAACUUGUAUAAAUGGGGUGUGUGUUAUCAAGUUUUGAUGAGGAUGAAAGAGUUAGAAUAUGUAAGGAAAGGAAGAAGGUGAUAAAACAGCUAGUGUGUAAUAGAGAGGAGUUUUCUGAUUCCCUGCUAGCUUAUUUGAAAGCUUUGAGGAACACCGGCGGUACGCUCAGGCAGUUCACCGAGUCCGAUAUUUUAGAGUUGGACUUUGCAUCUACUGGCCUGCCUGACCCUCCACCUUCCCCGCCGCCUAAUUUGCUACUGCCACCGCCGGUGCCUCCUUUUCUUGUUGACAAGGGUAUGCCGCGCGUUGGCCAAGAUGAAAUGCUGGAGAAUGAUGAUGUUGAUCCAAUUAUGAACUCGAUGUUGCUAUUUCGACCGAUGGAUAAAGUAGAAGGGGUGGAGUCGUUGGAGGAGGAGAAUUGGGAAGAAACCAAAACGGAAUUCGAAGAUGAAGUCCAUGACUCGGAAGGUGAUGCGAGUGCUAGAAGAUUACGCAAUGGGAAGCAACAGGUUAGAGAACCAGUUGAUGAUAAUAAUCCAUCUGCCAUUUGUUUGUUUAAAAAAGAAACUCACGACGCUAAGAAAGCUACGCCCAAGCAGGCUGGUAGAAAUGCCAAAACCUUGGAGGGUAUAGUUAAAGAGUUAGAUGAUCAUUUCCUGAAAGCAUCGGCAUGCAUAAAGGAAAUUGCUGUUCUCAUUGAUAUCAGCAGCGGAGAUACUCUUCUACGCCAGAAUUCUGGACGUCAUCUUAGCAAGAGAACCAAUUCUGCAAGGGUGUUUAGUGUGCUGUCAUGGAGUAGGCAUACUAAGUCGCCCACAUUCACUAAAGAUGACGCCGAGUUUUCUAGUCCUAGUGAACCAUGCAGGCCUGGAGCUCAUUGUGCCACGCUUAAAAAACUAUACGCCGCAGAGAAGAAACUUUACAAAACAGUCAAGGAAGAGGGAGUUACCAAAUUGGAGUUUGAGAGGAAGUCUGCCUCAUUGCAGAAAGAAGAUGAGAAUCUCGAUUCAGCCAAAAUCGAAAAAAUUCGAUCAAAUGUUGAGAAGUUAGAGUCUGAUUUAAUAAGCCUACGGCAGUGUAUCAGUGAAACAUCAUCGUCAAUUUUAGAACUUAUAGACGAAGAACUCUUACCGCAACUGGUUGCAUUAACUGCCGGGUUGUCGCAAAUGUGGAAGAUAAUGCAUGAGUGUCAUCAGUCCCAGACUCUGAUCUCUCAGCAGUUGAGUAAACUCAGCGAUAACCAUAACACAAUUCUAAGUUCCGAAUAUCAUCACCAGGCUACAAUUCAGUUCGAGAGUGAGGUCUCUUAUUGGUAUACUAGCUUCUGCAAACUUGUAAAAUCGCAACGAGAGUACGUAGGGACCCUCAGUAAAUGGAUCAAGCGUACGAACUGCCUCAGGGAGGGUCAUGAAAGCGGUGAUCACUCUUCUGUUCGCACCAUUUGUGAACAGUGGGAGCCUGGCCUUGAUGGAUUACCUGAUAAAGAGGUCGCCGAUGCGAUAAAAAACCUUUUGGUAUCCAUCCGUUCAAUAAUUGCUCAACAGGCCGAGGAAGAUAACAUUCUGAAAAAGUUGGAAAAACUUGAAAGAAAGUUGCUGAGGUGUUCUGCGUCCCUGGCUGUCAUACAGAAAAAAAUGGAAUGGAACUUCGAAGAAGACGACCGCGAUGUAGCCAAUAUAAGCCCGAGACAUCCGCUGUUUCAGAAAAAAGCUGAAACAGAAGCUUUGAAGAAGCAAGUGGAAAGUGUGAAAGCAGAUUAUUUGGGUUCUGUUCAAUGUAGUAGGACCAUGACACUAGAUAGCCUCCGAACUCGACUUCCUCAUCUCUUCUUGUCACUGAUGGAAUUUGCAAGUGCUUCCUCUCAAGCAAUUGAGGCUAUAAAUUCUCAGUCAAGCCAAUAGAAUGAAUGCAUACAAAAGAUGUUCACUUUUGUGCUGAUAUGAACAAAUACAUGAUGUAAAUUGUGUUUGUAAACUGAAACAAAAUUGUUUGUGUUUAGCUUUUACUUUAUAUUGACUCUUUGUAGUCCUUUGAUCCUAAAACAACUUUUCAAUGGAGAAAUUUGAAAGAUAAUACUUAGUGUGAAAGAGAGAAAAUUUCUCAGCUCUACCUCAUACUGUGUUCUUGUCCAUAGCAUUAUCCUAUUCACCGAAGGGUGUGAGAAUCCUUCCCACGACACCCACACAAGACCGGUAAUAAUGUAACUACAUAUGUCACACAACACCGGUAAUAAUGUAACUACAUAUGUCAGUGCUGAUGUAUGACAUCAAACACUAUAUUGACACAUAUCAGACAUUAGACAUCAAA
Molecule: messenger RNA, 2601 nt
Organism: Vicia villosa (hairy vetch)
Lineage: Eukaryota; Viridiplantae; Streptophyta; Magnoliopsida; Fabales; Fabaceae
Product: protein ROLLING AND ERECT LEAF 2-like
Exons: 6
Coding region: 306-2195 (629 amino acids)
Source: RefSeq, a predicted model, not a curated record